AUGACCGCCCCACGCUUCGUCAUUGGCGUGCUGUCCUCAGAUGCCGACAUCAUGCAAAUCUAUUCCGCGUUGAUGAUGGGCGGAUGCUCGGAGAUCUCGUUCGUCAAGGAACUGAAGUCGUCGUUGUUGUGCAAGGCACAGACUUGUGAAGCUGCUGAGCCCCAAACCAAGCUCGAUGCGUAUGAGCGUAACGACCCAAACCGCCGGAAGCGAAAGAGACCACAACCAGUAAGGGAGCACUCCCCCUCAUCCUCACCAUCAUCUUCUGGAGGUAUACCUGGGUCGAUGAUGGCUCCAUCGCCCGACGCGAAUCUGUCGCUCGUCCUGAAUGGAAUUGUCAAUGGUGAUAUGAUGAUCAAGGAGGAGCCGCAACAACUGUUCCACACCGAUACGGAGCCCGGACACUCGCCCUUGGUAUCAGAGGUAUUUGAAGGCGCUCCCCUACUCCUCAGCCAGGUUUUUGGAAUGGGAAAUUCCCAUGGACGAGAGAUCAUGCUCGACGAGAAUGAAGAUGAUGCUCUAAAUGCCGGCGAAGAGGCGUUCGACAUGGCAGGCCGAAAGAAAGGGCCGGUCGUAGAAUGCAUGAAAUGCCAGAGCAAAAUCAUCAUGCAGCAAACGCGUUCCCUUUUCCGACACAUUAUGACGCACGCCUCGCAGGAGCCCUAUCGCUGCUCAGAAUGUCUACAAAGUAGCGCCAACUCGUUCAACCUCCGCACCCACAUCUAUAGAAAGCACGAAGGGAACGCCGAGAUUCUACCCAAUCGCACAUCCGAAUUAGAAGCAGAGUGGCGCGAACUGGCUAAAGAAUGCUUCCCGCGCCAGCAAAAUCGAAUCGACAGGUGCAUCUCCUACUUUGUGCACUCCAGCGAAACGUUGCCGCUCAACCCCGGGCGCUCAAAGGAGAACAAAAUGCCA
Mesorhabditis spiculigera is the source of this 915-nucleotide messenger RNA. The record is from the annotation of a GenBank genome assembly. Lineage: Eukaryota; Metazoa; Nematoda; Chromadorea; Rhabditida; Rhabditidae.